Molecule: messenger RNA, 1710 nt
Organism: Telopea speciosissima
Lineage: Eukaryota; Viridiplantae; Streptophyta; Magnoliopsida; Proteales; Proteaceae
Product: disease resistance protein L6-like
Exons: 3
Coding region: 1-1710 (569 amino acids)
Biological process (GO): signal transduction; defense response
Molecular function (GO): ADP binding
Source: RefSeq, a predicted model, not a curated record
AUGUGUGCUCUCAAUGACCCCUUAUGCAUUGGGGCCACUCUCCCCGGAAAGAACUACGAUGCAAUAUCAUCAUCUGCCACACAAGAGUGCGAUUCCUCUUCUUCAUCGGUUCCCUCUUCUGAAGGGUGGGAUUACGAGGUGUUUUUGAGCUUUAGAGGUGAGACCCGCAAGAACUUCACAGACCACCUCUACAACGAUCUCCUUGAUAAAGGAAUCCACACGUUCAGAGACAACGAAGAACUCCGAAUCGGAGAAAAGAUAGGUCCGGCGCUUCUCUCUGCGAUCCACCGGUCCAAAAUCGCCAUCAUCAUCUUCUCAGAACACUAUGCUUUCAGCAAAUGGUGCCUCCUUGAACUUGCUGAGAUUAUGGAGUGCUGGAGAAAGGGGGGUCGAAGACAAAUAGAAGUGAUGCCCGUUUUCUACCAUGUAUUUCCAUCGGACGUCCGAAACCAGACCGGUAGCUAUGAGAAAGCUUUUCAAGACCACGAGAAGAACAAGAACUUCGAUCAGGAGAUCGUAAAGCGGUGGAAGAAGGCUCUGAGAGAGGCUGGUGAAUUGAAAGGAUGGGAUCUGGAGAAUACAGCUGAUGGCGGGCAUGAAGGGAAGUUAAAAAAAUCAAUUGUUAAUGAAGUUUGGAAUAAAUUAAGAAAGUGCCCCUUGCUUGAUUCUGACAACUUGGUUGGAAUCCAUUCUCAUAUAGAAAAGAUGAUGAAGUUGCUAAACAUUGAAUCUAAUGAUAGACGAAUUGUGGGUGUCCAUGGCUUAGGUGGCAUUGGUAAGACAACAAUUGCUAGGUGUGUGUACAAUACAGUCUAUCAUCACUUUGAAGGAUGUAGCUUUAUAGCAGAUGUAAAAGAAACUUUACAAACAAGGGGAGAUGUUAUCCGUUUGCAAAGUCAACUUAUCAAGAAUAUCUUGAACCUCGAUAAUCCAAACAUUACUACUGUUGAUGAGGGAAUUAAUAUGAUUAAGAAUAGAUUAUCCAAUAAAAAAGUUCUUAUUGUUCUUGAUGAUGUGGAUGUGGAUCAAAGAACCUAUUUAAAUUUAAUAACCGGGAAGCGUGAUUGGUUUGGUCUUGGAAGUAGGAUUAUUAUUACAACUAGGGACAAACAGAUCUUAAAGAUUCUUGGAGUUGAUGAAACGUACGAGCCCAAUGAAAUGGAUUUAGAUCAAUCUCUUAAACUCUUCAGCAAACAUGCAUUCAAAAUGGACAGACCCCCGGAAAAUUAUUUGGAUCUCUCAAAAGAUGUGGUAAAUACUACUGGAGGACUUCCUUUGGCUCUUGAGGUUUUAGGUUCAUCUUUAUUUGACAGAGAAGAACCAGCAUGGGAAGACACAAUGAAGAAGUUGACCAAAAUUCCACAUGAUGAUGUGCAGAAGAAGUUGAGAAUAAGUUAUGAUGGAUUAAGUUAUGAAGAGAAACAGAUAUUUCUUGAUAUUGCUUGUUUUUUUAUUGGAAAGGAUAAGAAUGUUCCAUGUUGCAUAUGGGAUGGCUGUGGUUUUUACCCUGGAGUUGGAAUUGAUAACCUUUGCCUAAAGUCAUUGGUUAAGGUUGGUGACCAAAACGAGUUAAGGAUGCAUGAUCAGCUAAGAGAUCUCGGAAGGGAAAUUGUUCGUCAAGAAAACCGCAAUGAGCUUGUGGAACGUAGUAGAUUGUGGUCGCAUGAGGCAUUGGAAGUAUUGAGAUCUCAAAUGGUAAAUUCUCAAUAA